Molecule: messenger RNA, 11169 nt
Organism: Pseudophryne corroboree (corroboree frog)
Lineage: Eukaryota; Metazoa; Chordata; Amphibia; Anura; Myobatrachidae
Gene: DCHS1
Product: dachsous cadherin-related 1
Exons: 20
Coding region: 40-9753 (3237 amino acids)
Biological process (GO): homophilic cell-cell adhesion
Cellular component (GO): plasma membrane
Molecular function (GO): calcium ion binding
Source: RefSeq, a predicted model, not a curated record
GCCAUUGUCAUCUCUGACCUUGAAGUGGAUGUAUGAACUAUGCUGACGCCCAGGCUGUACCUGUUUCUGCUCUUGGCAUGUUCUCCGUCCUCUUCCUCUCUGGGCACGCUGGAGCUGCACAUUGAUGAAGAGCAACCUGCUGGUACCAUCAUUGGUGACAUCAGUGCUGGUCUUCCACCUGGCUCCAGCGGGCACAUGUUCUUCAUAUCUGCACAGGAAGGAAGUGGCGUUACUAGCGAUUUAGAUAUAGAUGAACACACUGGAAUCAUCAAAACUGCUCGAGUCCUGGACAGGGAGCAACGGAACCUCUAUAGUUUUACAGCAGUCACCCCAGAAGGUGUUACUGUGGAGGUGGAUAUCCAUGUGGAUGACAUCAAUGACCACUCACCCACUUUUGGUAAAGAUCGUGCACAGCUAGAUAUUCCGGAGCACACACCUAAAGGCACUCGCUACCCACUAGAACCAGCUGUAGAUCAGGACAGUGGAGUGUUGGGAAUUCAGGGCUACAUAAUUCAGAGUGGAGAUCCUUUGCAAACAUUCCGGCUAGAAACUAGACGAACAUCCAGUGGUGGACUCUCUGUAGAGCUAGUUGUAAACUCAGAUCUGGAUCGAGAGAACCGUUCAUCCUACACCUUAACUCUGGAAGCCUAUGAUGGUGGUUCUCCGAGCCGCAGUACACAAACAAAACUGCAUGUCACCAUCUUAGACAUCAAUGACCAUGCCCCAGUGUUCAACCAGAGCCGUUACCAGUCACUCAUUUCGGAAAGCCUUUUGCCAGGGUCGAGUGUCAUUCAGGUCUAUGCCACUGAUGCCGACCUGGGCCAAAAUGGGGAAGUCACUUAUGAAAUUAACCGUAGGCAGAGUGAUCCUGAAGGUUUCUUCAGCAUCAAUCCGCAUUCUGGACUUAUUCAGCUUAGUAAACCUUUGGAUUACGAGACCCGGAAAGCUCAUGAACUGGUUGUCCAAGCCAGGGAUGGAGCAGUGCAGCCAGAAGUGGGAACCACAUUUGUAUCUAUUCAUGUACGGGAUUCCAAUGAUAACCAGCCAAGCAUGACUAUUAUCUUCCUGAGUGAAGAUGGGGCUCCAAGAGUGUCAGAGGGGGCUACGCCUGGGCAAUACGUAGCCCGCAUCUCUGUAUCAGAUCCAGACUAUGGGGAGCAUCCCGAUGUGGACGUAACUCUGGAGGGUGGGGAGGGUAAGUUUGCUUUGACCACAAAGGAUAGCAUCAUCUACCUCAUUUGUGUGGACAAGUUACUAGACCGGGAGGAGAGAGACUCUUACCGCCUGAGGGUGCUUGCUACAGAUUCAGGUAGUCCUCCAUUGAGAGCAGAAUCCUCAUUUGUUCUCGAGGUGACUGACGUUAAUGAUAACCCACCAAUAUUUGACCGCCAAGAAUACAUCCACAGCGUGCCUGAAGCAGUGCACCCUGGGAGUUUCCUCCUCCAGGUAACGGCCCGGGAUAAGGAUAAAGGAGAGAAUGGAGAUGUCAUAUACAGCUUACUGGACACAUCUUGGUUCCAUAUCAACUCGGAAACCGGAGUAAUUACCACAGCUGCCCUGUUGGAUUAUGAGAAAGACCCACAGCCAAAGAUAACAGUGGUGGCUUCCGACCGGGGGCAACCGGCUCUAACCUCCACGGCCAUUGUUAAGGUCCAGUUACUGGAUGUUAAUGAUAACGAACCCAUCUUUGCCAAUGCCGUUUAUAACGCAACGCUGAGCGAGGGGACUGCGCGGGGAAGCUGCUUCCUAAAGGUCUCAGCAUCAGAUGCAGACAGUGGCAGUCUAGGAGCAGUCUCUUACUCUCUUAACCCAACAUACCCCUCUCAGUUUCGGAUCCAUCCUGAAAGUGGUGAGAUCUGCCUCUCAGACAGCCUGGACCGAGAUGAUGGAGAGCGAUUCUUCCUUCUGCGCGUGACAGCCACAGACGGGGGUGGUCUGAGCGGUGAAUGCCUCAUACGAGUUUCUGUAGAGGAUGUAAAUGAUAACCGACCAGUCUUCUAUCCAUUGGAAUAUGGGGGUAGCAUAAGUGCUCUCAGCCCGCCAGGAACACCCAUAAUGAGUGUGACUGCCCGUGACAAGGAUGAAGGUGUCCAUGGCAUUCUUACCUACCAUAUUGUAUCUGGAAAUAAGCCGCCACGUCUACGCAUCGAGCCUGACACAGGUACCCUCCUGGUGGCGCGGUCUCUGUCGGCAUGGGUUGGCUCUGUUCUGCACUUGGAGGUGGGAGCACAGGAUGGAGGUGGAGUCAGGGCUGACAUGAAUGCUCGGGUAAAUGUCAGCAUCCUACCAAGCUCCGCCCAUAUACCUACUUUCCUGAAACCCCAAUAUGACAUCACUGUGCCAGAAGACACGCCUCCUGGAACCAGCCUGGGCAACGUGAGGGCCACCAACCCUCCAGGUGUGAGCAGCGAGAUACUGUACUCCUUAUCUUAUGGUGAUCCCCGUGGUCUCCUGUCUCUGGAUGCUCAUUCUGGAAUAUUGUCCACACGUCGGCAGCUGGAUCGGGAAGAAGAUGCCGAGCUGAAUCUGGAGGUUCAGGCUUACAGCGGGUCUCCCCCAGCCUACACCCGGUCCCGGGUAACCCUGCGAAUCACAGAUGUGAAUGACAACCCUCCAGCGUUCUCCUCCUCUUCUCACACACUGAGGCUCCAGGGUUCCACCGCUGCAGGCUCCAUCAUCCUUACUGCCAGAGCAACAGACGCUGAUGAAGGAGCCAAUGGUCAGGUUCAUUAUCAGAUGCUGUCUCAGGGACCCUUCAGCAUCGAUAGUCAGGGACAGAUCCAAAUCACCGGACCCCUGACCCAGGAAAGCUACGACCUCCAGGUGCUGGCGCUGGAUGGCGGAUACCCCCAACUGUCCUCCAAGUUAGAGGUGACCGUCCUGGUGAUGGAGCAGGAGUCGGAGCCAGCAUGCGGAGCCCCCGAUUACCGUGUGGAAGUUCGGGAGGCCAGCGCCCCGAUGAGCCGGCUGGUGCAGGUCCAGGCGCUGCUUCCUGGCGGAGGGGAGAACCCAUUGCGCUAUAGGCUGAGGCCGGAUGCUGAUGCAGUGGGAUUCAGUGUGGAGUCAGAGACGGGAUGGCUGUACGUACGAGGAGCCCUGGACAGGGAAAGCCGGGAAGUAUAUGUACUCGCGGUGUUGGCAUCUGGGGGCUCCGGCAGCCGCACCGCCACCUGCACGGUGCGCGUCCGAGUGACGGAUGAGAAUGACAACGUUCCACGUCUGAGUGAGGAGAGAUAUUUCAUGAGCAUCUCUGAGAACCGGCCACCUGGGGAGGUUGUGGGAAGGGUCAGUGCCUCAGACAGAGAUGCCGGACAGAACGGCCGGGUGACAUACAGGCUUCCAGCACAAGAAACGGACUUCAGCAUUCACCCACAUACAGGAGAGCUAUCGGUAAGACGGAGCCUGGACCGGGAGCAUCAGGCUACCUACCAGCUGCUGGUAAUAGCUCAGGAUGGAGGGGCACCUCCGCGCAGUGUGACCGGUACCGUCCAUAUCUCUGUGCUGGAUGAAAAUGACAACGCUCCGGUGUUUCUACAUCCCGGCUCUGGGAGGGAGACCCCCAUACAGGUGAUGGAAGGGAAAACAUCCGGGGUGUUUGUGGCGCUGCUUUUGGCCAAAGAUGUGGAUGAGGGAGAGAAUGGAACGGUGACGUACAGCUUAUCGGGACCAUGGCUGGAACGUUUCUCUCUGCACCCACACACCGGAGAGCUGCGCACCGCAACUGCUCUGCACCACGCAGAACGUUCCCUCUACACCGUGACUGUGCAGGCCAGGGAUUCAGGAUCUCCCUUCAGGAGCACAGAGACCACCCUCCGUAUACAGGUUUUGCCCUCCUCUCGUCACCCGUCAAAGCCUAACCCGAGCAUUCUUGUUCUAACACCAGUGGAAGGGUUACCACCCGGAUCACUUUUGGGCUCUGUUUCUCCCAAAAUUCCCCAUGAAUCUGCAAUUUACACCUUGCUGAAUGACCUGCACGGGAUCUUCAUGGUGGAUGGACAAACAGGCAACAUCUUCCUAGUAAAAGACCUGGAUUAUGAGUCCCAAUCUAGGUAUAGCCUUCAGGUGAGUGUUGAGGAAGCCCGGAAGAUGACCGGAGUGUACCGACCUCCUCAAGUUGUCCAGGUAGAGAUUGAAGUCCAGGACAAAAAUGACCACUCGCCGAUGUUUCCAGAAGACCCAUUGACAUUGGUAGUUCCAGAGGAUGCUCAGAUCGGUUCCUCCAUCUUCACUUUCCAGGCUGUGGACCGCGAUGGACCAGGUCCCAACAGUCAGGUCCGUUAUUCCUUAGUGCACCAGGAACCAGAGCUGGCUGAAAGCACAUUUCUCAUGGAUGCAGAGACAGGUGUGAUGAGUAUAGCACGCCCACUGGAUCGGGAGAAGGUGCCUUCAUACCUACUAAUGGUGGAGGCCAGAGAUUGCGCGUUAAAUGCCAGCCAACGCCGCUCCACUUCAGUCACUGCCAGAAUAUUUAUCAGUGACCGCAAUGACCACACUCCACACUUCAUUACGCCAUCUACUGCAUGGUUGUCCGAGGACCUCCCUGUGGGAUCUACAGCUCUCUUCCUGGUGGCACAAGACCCAGACCUGGGUGAGAAUGGUAGGAUUGGCUAUCAACUAUCUGGAGGCAAUGAGGAGGGCAGGUUCCAGAUCCAUCCAAGCACAGGUGCUCUGUCUGUAGUGAGGGCAUUAGACCGGGAGGAAACACCGGGAUAUAACCUUACCUUGGUGGCUGUGGACCACGGCUCUCCACGUCUCUCCUGCACACAGACGCUUUCUAUAAGUGUUCUCGAUGUGAACGAUGAAACGCCAACCUUUGAGAAAACACAAUAUGAAGCGACAGUUACAGAAAACCAGCCCGCUGGCGUCAUUGUGCUGCGACUGCAGGCGAUAGACCGAGACCUUGGUCCUGGAGGACGUAUCACGUAUGGCGGGGUCACUGGCGAUGAGUUCUCCCUCGAUGCGGAGACUGGAAUACUAACCACCAAGCAGCCACUGGACAGAGAGCUAAAGCAGAUGCACAAGCUGACAGUGUACGCCCGGGAUGGAGGAUCACCGCCGCGCGUGGCCGAGGUCAGGGUACACAUCACCGUCGGUGAUGAAAACGACAAUAAACCGAAAUUUGAGAGUGAAAAUGUGUUCCUAGAAGUCCCUGAAAAUCAGGAGCCCAUUACUUUAUGUGUCCUCGGGGCCUGGGACCCAGACGCUGGGAGCAAUGGGCAUCUGACCUACCUGCUGAUAGAUGGUGACCCAUCGCGUGACUUCUCUCUAGAUUCCGCGUCUGGAGCACUCUCAACGUCUCGAGCUUUGGACCGGGAGUCUGUGCCUGAGUACCGACUGACGGUGGUAGUCCAUGAUUCCGGCACCCCAUCUCUGAGUGCCACCACUAGUGUCACCGUCUCGUUGCUAGACCUCAAUGACAAUGCUCCUGCCUUCACAGCAGCAUCCUUCCAUGCAGAGGUUCCAGAAGAUACCCUCGAGGGCAGUAUAGUCCUGCAGCUGACCGCCCUAGACCCAGACCACGGUCCCAAUGGUCAGAUUACAUUCCAUCUCUCUAAUGGUACGCAGGGAGCCUUCCAUGUAGACCGUCUAACCGGACAUAUCACAACCGCCAUUCAGCUGGACCGCGAACGUCGAGCUGCUUAUACCUUCCUGGCGUGGGUCAUGGACUCAGACCCCUGUGGGCCGCGGAGUACAGAGGCCACUGUGACAGUAAUAGUAAAGGAUGUCAAUGAUAACCCUCCUGCUUUUCUGCGCAGCCCUUUCCAUCUCAACCUGUCCCGUAACACCCCCAUAAAGCGCACUUUGGCCGCAAUGAGGGCAGAAGACAAGGAUGCUGGUGCUAACGCUUCCAUUUUAUAUCGGUUGGCCCCACAUUCAUCGAAAGGAGGAUUUUCUGUGGACCCCUACACCGGCGAGGUGCGUCUGCUAGAGCCGCUGGAGGAGAUGGGCCCACGAGAGCGCACAGUGUUUGUACAGGCUUCCGAUCUGGGAGAACAGCCACUAUCCACCACUGCGGUUCUGGUCAUCCAUCUGCGUGACGAGGCGCCGCGGGGUCCACGCUUCCCACGAGAGGCCGUUGAGUUCAGCUUGCCUGAAAAUAGCCAACAAGGACUGGUGGUCGGGGCGGUGAGGGCAGCUCACACUGGUGGCUCCACUGGAAAGAUCACCUACAGCUUCCUCAGUGGAAAUGAAAAUGCAGCUUUCACCAUCAACCCAAGUACAGGACAAGUCACAGUGUGGAAGCCGGCAUUGCUGGACUAUGAACACAACUCCCGACACAAGCUGGUUGUCCAGGGCGAGACGCCCCAGUAUUAUACAUUCACCACCGUCACUAUACUCCUGCAGGAUGCCAACGACAACGCUCCACGGUUCCAACUUCCGCAUUAUACAGCGUAUAUCAGAGAGGCGCAGGGCGACGGCAGCCGCAUCAUACAGGUUCUCGCUGAAGAUCCAGACCAAGGAAUGAAUGGCCAAGUCACAUACGCUUUUCAGCAUUUUCAGCCCAUGAAGAAUCUGUUUCGCAUUGAUCCCCAGACUGGAGUUGUCACAACCGCUGCCAUAUUAGACCGAGAGAUCUGGUCUGAAGCACAGCUGAUGGUUACAGCAACAGACCGGGGAUCGCCUCCUCUCAGAAGCACAGCUACCCUCUCCCUGGUGGUAAUGGAUGUAAAUGAUAACAGUCCGACUAUUCCCCACCAGUUGGAACUGAGUGUCCGUGAGGAUGGGCUGAUUGGCUCAGAGAUUGCUCAUGUGACAGCCAAUGACGUUGACUCGGCCCCAGCUUUGUGGUACUCCCUGUCGGUGGAUGGAUCUCCAGGAGGACCAUUCAGUAUCUUCCGUUACGGUGGACAGAUAUGGCUGACGGAGCCCCUUGACUAUGAGGAACGAACAGCGUACACCCUAACCAUACAGACGUCAGAUGGAAAACACCAGACACGGGCAGAUCUGAGGCUGAUGCUAGAGGAUGUCAAUGACAAUGCACCAGAGUUCAAGCAGAACCUCUACCAGGUGACCGUUUCGGAGCACACUCAGGCUUGGACUCCACUUAUCACCAUCUCUGCCACCGAUCGCGACUCUGGGGAGAACAGCAGAAUCACUUACAAAGUGGUGUCAUCAGGAAGCGGAACGUUUUACAUCCAUCCAGACAAUGGGACCCUAUUUACAGUGCAGGCCAUGGAAUUGGAUGCCUUGUGGCCACUGGUGGAUGUGUUGGUAGAAGCUCGAGACCAUGGUUCCCCGAGUCUUGCAUCCCUUGUAACAGUGCAAAUCCUCAUAAUGGAUAUUAAUGACCAUGCCCCGACCUUCCCACAACAGCAAUACACGGCUUCUGUUCCUGAGGACCUUCCACUGGGGAGCACUCUUCUGAUUCUAGAGGCCACUGACGCGGACCUGACCCCAGAAAACUCCGUGCUGGAUUACACCAUUCUGAGCGGCAAUGUUGGAAACGUUUUCCAGGUACAAGGUGGAGUACGCUUGUGGAAUGGUAAUUUUCAGCACAUCGCCUCAGUCAUCUUGACAGACGUCCUAGAUUUUGAGACCAUUCACACUUAUAACCUGACAUUGGGUGCAUCUGACAGAGGUGUCCCCCAAAGAAGCCACUCUGUUCACGUCCUAAUCUCCAUAUCGGAUGUCAAUGAUAAUCCUCCAGUAUUCCCACGCCCUGAUUACAGCGUUCUCCUUAGCGAAGCUGCUCCUGUGGGUGCCGAGGUGCUGCGGGUCUUGGCGCAGGAUUCCGAUUCUGGCGACAAUGGUAUGGUUCAUUACAGAAUCACAUCUGGAGACGAGAGCCGGCUUUUCCAGAUCAAUGAGGCAACAGGGGCUAUAAAGCUAGUCCGCCAGCUGGACAGGGAGAGGCAGGCUACACAUACCCUGGUAGUCCUGGCUUUUGAUGGCAGCAGUGGUCCAGCCAAUUUUGCUCUUGUGCCCGUCACUGUGGAGGUGCGUGAUAUCAAUGACAACAAACCUUACUUUCCAGUACAGAUCCUGACCACCAAUAUUAGAGAAAACCGACCAGCAAAUACCUUGCUCACUGUUAUUCAUGCCAUCGAUUUGGACACAGGCAUGUUUGGUCAGCUGCUCUACACCAUGCUGGAGCUUCCAUCAACAGAACCAGGCCUUCUCACUGGGAAAGAUGUAUUCUCCGUCAACAGGACUUCAGGGGAGCUGCUGUCACGGCAGAGCUUUGACUAUGAGCGCAGCAAAGCGUUCAAUAUGAUUAUAAAAGCUACAGAUGCUGGAAACUUUUCAGCUACAGUCACUGUGCAGGUCCUCGUGACCGGGGAAGAUGAGUAUGACCCUGUGUUUGUGUCCACAUACUUCAAUUUCGAGGUGCCAGAGGAAGCUGCUAAAGGUCAGACCAUUGGCCGUGUUCAGGCCACAGAUGAAGAUGAAGGAGCUGAUGGAGUGGUUCUUUACUCAUUCUCUAAAUCGUCGCCAUACUUUGGAAUCAACGAAACCACAGGUUAUGUUUACUUGAAAGUAGACAGCCAAAGACACCGUUCUGGCCGGUCCAAAAGAGAGACUAGGGAGAUGACACUGGAGGUUCAUGCCCACAGCCCCUUACCAUCUUCACGUGUUGCCAUGGCUCAGCUUACAGUGGACAUUACUCAUACAUCAUUUGGUUUGGCCCCUGACCUGAAUUUGUUACUCAUAGUAUCUGUGGCUUCCUCAUUGGCAGUGGUGGUGGUACUGGCUGCAGUAGCCAUUAUUCUGGUGGUUUGUAGGUCUCGGGGGACACAGAAGAAACGACAAGAAGCUGAUGCCCAACUGGACACUUUACAGGGAAGUACCUUGCCAAGGAUUGGGCAUGACAAAUCAGCACUCGGCAGUGGUGAUAGAAUUUAUCACCAGACUCUUCCGGGCUACUCCAUGGAAUCUUCCACCGUUGAUGGGUCGUAUACAAGAGGAGGGUCUCUAGACCCCUCACAUUCCAGUGGUCGCGGAUCGGCUGAAGCUGCUGAAGAUGAUGAAAUCCGUAUGAUCAAUGAAUAUCCUCGAGUUUCAAGUAUUACAUCCUCCAUGCAAGAGCACAUAUCUGCACGUGGACCUGAUUCUGGAAUCCAGCAAGAUGCUGAUCAACUGUCUGAUAUCUCCUGUGACCCCUCCAUGGAUAGUGGACAAUGGUUCAAGAACAAAAAGGCUUCUUGUCAGUCACAACUUUAUCGAGAUGAUAGCGGAGGAGGUGCUUUUAUGGGGGUAGGUUGUGGGCUUAACAUGUCUCAUCCCAAGGACUACACUUUCCCUGAAGAUGGCAAACCAUCCGUGGAAGGAUCCCUGACAGCUAUUGUGGCUAGUGAUGAGGAGUUACGUGGCAGCUACAACUGGGAUUAUUUACUGAAUUGGUGCCCUCAGUUUCAGCCGUUGGCCAGUGUGUUCAUGGAGAUUGCCCGACUCAAGGAUGAGUCAGCAUUGAGAAGACCUUUCCAACCAAAACCCAAAGCCAUUCCUCAACCCCGUAUUGAUCCACCUCCUCUUAUCACCUCUGUUGCCCACCCUGGUGCGAAGACCGUGCACCCUAAACCAGCUGUCACCAGAACCUUCCCUAAUUUCUCCUCCCUACGCCGUUCCCCCAUAACUCACGAGGCUUCCCUUUCAAGCUCGGCUAUACCACCCAGCUUCUCCCCAUCACUGUCUCCACUGGCAGCUCGCUCUCCUGUUGUAUCCCCAUUUGGUAUCUCCCAGGGCCCAUCAGCAUCUAUCCUUAGCGCAGAACACAGCCUCGACUCUGCCGGAGAUCGGGAACUAAGUAUUUAGCAAUAUCCAAUCAUCCAGGAGGAUGCAGAACACAUAAGAAAUAGAAGAGAUAAAACAACAACAGUCACAAUUGGACAGAAAGUCUCUUAUGGAAAGAGGCUAAAACUUUAAAAAGAAACGUAAAAUGAAGGAAGAUACAGACACUGUAUCAGGUGGGUUAGGAGAAACCCAUCCCUGAUCAGAGCUAUUUUUUGAGGCUUUAUUAAGGUAAUUCUUCUAUGAUAUUUCCUACACGUGCCCCCUCUGUUGACCAGGGGUAGCCUUACGUGACUGGUGCAGCGUACAACGAAAGAGUUGGGGUGGAGACUUUCAGUCUAAUGUCUGCUCGUAAUGUAUUCCUCAGCAAUACCGCUGACAGACGCAGUCCUGCCGCCGACUGGCAGCUACUUUCCUUUCAGCAUCUUCUUCACAUCAGGCAGGACCUGCUCACCAGCAGCUUCAUACAGCCAACUAAGGACCUGACCAGGCUCCCCUCCCGGAUCACACGACCUGAAUAGGUGCUGGUGUUAGGGACGUGUGACCCAGACAAGAAUGUGAUGUCACGUGUGACGAAUUUAGUGUGAAGGUGAACGGACGGACAGUGGUGACUAUUUGUUCCUGUAAACCUGAGUGCCGCACAUUGCUCUGAAUAUAUAUAUAUAUAUAUAUAUAUAUGAAAUAACUUCGUAGAACAUACUAUGUAUUAUGUAGUAAUGCAUUUCAUCAUACGUGAUCCCCAAUAUCCCAUGUGGCAUAGAAGGAAGGCCGGUAAUGAUGUGUGUGGGAAGUGUUAUGUAUACAGAGAAUGUAGCUUUGGUUGCAGGUGAGGCUGUGGGUCUGGAGACGUUUGUAUACAGUUAUCAAGCCUUGUGCCAUGUGGUCACAUUAGUCAUAUCUGCAGAUGGUGCUUGUUCUCAGAACCCGCUCCUUCCUAUGAGAAAGAGUUCUGGGAUGCAAAAAGGGAUCCACUCUGCCACCUUAUAACGGUGUGACUAGCGGCUCUGCGCAUGUGUAACCCCAGGUCAACUUGCGGUGGUUUGGAUAUUUAAUCAUUCAGCCCCUGAUAAUGAAUAGACCCCUAAUAUUGUAUCAGUAUAAGAUACUGCCCAGGUACAUUCUCUCAUAACCCUGUUUUCCAACUGUAAAUUACAUUAUUUACUCAUCAUUCUUCUACAUUUCUAAACAAAUCUAUUAAAUACCUGAAUGAUGAUAACAGAAUUCUAUUACACCCUAAACAGACAUUGGACGCUACACCCCAACAUGACCUGACCACUGGCCAUGACCAUAAUACAUCUAUUGCACCCUAUACAGACAUAGGACACUACACCCCCAACAUGACCUGACCACUGGCCAUGACCAUAAUACAUCUAUUACACCCUAUAUAGACAUAGGACACUACACCCCAACAUGACCUGACCACUGGCCAUGACCAUAAUA